UGUCUGUCAUUAAAAAAGUCUAAAACAAGUGCGAUAAGAAAAGUUUGUGGGUCGUGGUUCUCAUUUCUUGUGGUUCCUGAAAAUUGACCGAAAAAGUGCGUGGGAUUCAGUGUGGAAAAUUUUGACUAUUUUUAAACGGAGUUUAUUGUGAUUUUAUUGGGCGGUGCCGAGGCACGCGGGGCUGACUCCACUGCUGCGGACAGGCGGCGCGCGCGUAUCUGCACUACUCCACACGUCCGCGCCCGCGCCGCACGGCUCGCACGCACCCACACAUAUCCUGCAUCUCCCGAACCGUGCUCCGAAACCGAACAGUGACAGUGAACAUUUACGUACUAUAACUUACAAAACAAGUGAAAUCCCUAGUGAUUCCGUUCAGUGCUCGGUAGCCGAGUGAAUGCGCGUGUGUUUCGACAACCUCUGCUUUGGAUCGUCACAGCGUACAGCUGCUGACGAUGAGCCGAGGGCCCUAGUGAACACAGGUGGAGGAGCGCUUACCGUGGCGCCCACAGUGAACGGCGAUAGGCGUGCUUUAAACGAAACGUAUAGAGAGAUUGAAUUAAAUGGUAUAAUGGGGACUCCAAGCGCAAUGAACGCGGAUUCUGAGAAUUGUGUUGCCAAUGCAACGAUGACGAACGACAUGCAGCCUCUAAUAGAGAGGAUUAGGGAACUGGAGGCGUUGCUAAAGCAACGGGACCAGGAAAUGUUGGAACUGCGCUCGCAACUGGACAAGUUGCAGAGCGUGUUCCCCUACCAGCAGUAUGCUCGAGGCUCGAGAGGCCCGAGGAAGCAGAGAGCCCAGGGUAUCUCUGCCGAGCCACAAACCAGCUCAUCUCUGCAGGAUUUGACUCACCAGACGUUCCCGACAUACGACAAGAGCGAAGCAUCGCGGGAACUGAUCAAAGGUGCAAUACUGGACAAUGACUUCAUGAAGAAUCUUGAAAUGACGCAGAUCCGCGAAAUCGUGGACUGCAUGUACCCCGUCGAAUAUGCAGCCGGCAGCCUCAUCAUCAAGGAAGGAGAUGUUGGCAGCAUCGUAUACGUUAUGGAAGAGGGACGCGUGGAAGUAUCGCGAGAGAACAAAUACCUCAGCACGAUGGCUCCAGGCAAGGUGUUCGGCGAGCUGGCCAUCCUCUACAACUGCAAACGCACUGCCACCAUCAAGGCGGCCACGGACUGUCGACUAUGGGCCAUCGAGCGCCAGUGCUUCCAGACCAUCAUGAUGCGUACUGGGCUCAUACGCCAGGCUGAAUACACCGACUUCCUUAAGAGCGUUCCGAUCUUCAAAGAUUUGUCUGAAGACACGCUGAUCAAAAUCUCCGAUGUUUUGGAGGAAACUCAUUACCAGAACGGCGAUUACAUCAUCAGGCAGGGUGCUCGUGGUGAUACCUUCUUCAUCAUAUCUAAAGGACAGGUGAAAGUGACUCAGAAACCACCAAACAGUAAUGAUGAGAAAUUCAUAAGAACUCUCACGAAAGGCGAUUUCUUCGGCGAGAAGGCAUUGCAAGGAGACGAUCUUCGAACGGCUAACAUUAUCUGCGACUCGCCAGAGGGCACGACUUGCCUCGUCAUCGAGGAGACCUUCAACCAACUCAUCUCCGCUCUCGACGAGAUCCGAACCAAAUACAAGGAUGAAGGAGACAGCAGGCAACGAUUAAACGAGGAAUUCGCCAACUUACGUCUCUCAGAUCUGCGCAUCAUCGCGACAUUGGGUAUUGGUGGCUUCGGUCGAGUGGAACUUGUACAGAUCCAGAGCGACUCCAGCCGGUCUUUCGCCUUGAAGCAGAUGAAGAAAGCCCAGAUCGUUGAAACCAGGCAGCAACAGCACAUCAUGUCAGAAAAGGAGAUAAUGUCAGAAAUGAACUGCGAGUUCAUUGUCAAGUUGUAUAAGACGUUCAAGGAUCGUAAAUACUUGUAUAUGCUGAUGGAAACUUGCCUUGGAGGAGAGUUGUGGACUAUUUUAAGAGACAAAGGCCAAUUUGAUGAUGCCACUACGAGAUUCUACACUGCUUGUGUGGUUGAAGCCUUCCAUUACCUCCAUUCGCGGAAUAUUAUUUACAGGGAUCUCAAACCAGAGAAUUUACUAUUAGACUCUAAAGGCUACGUGAAACUAGUUGACUUCGGUUUCUCUAAGAAGCUGCAAGCGAGCCGCAAGACUUGGACCUUCUGUGGUACGCCGGAGUACGUGCCUGAAGUUAUCAUGAACCGAGGUCAUGAUAUCAGUGCUGACUACUGGUCUUUAGGUGUACUCAUGUUCGAAUUACUAACCGGUUCCCCGCCGUUCACGGGCACUGACCCAAUGAAGACAUACAACAAGAUCCUCAAGGGUAUAGAUGCGGUGGAAUUCCCUCGCUGCAUCACCAGGAACGCAGCCAACCUCAUCAAGAAACUGUGCAGAGACAACCCUGCUGAACGACUUGGGUACCAGCGAGGUGGUAUCACUGAGAUACAGAAACACAAAUGGUUCGACGGUUUCAACUGGGAGGGCUUGGCCCAACGUUCACUAGAGCCCCCGAUCACCCCAGUGGUCAAAUCCCCAGUGGACACACACAACUUCGACCAAUACCCACCCGAUGCCGACGAACCGCCACCAGACGACUCCGGAUGGGAUAGUAACUUCUAAAAUAUAUGAAAAACUUUAUAAGAGAAAAUUUCUACUACCAAUCGUAAAUAUCAGAUUUAUAAAAUAAUCUGUAUGGUUAUUAUCACUAAUAAGUUAAUACUGAAACGACUUAACGCCAUUUUCCUUGCUACCAUUUGUAACGCAAUUAUUAUGCCUUCUUGUUAUUGAAUUAAACUUGACUUUAAGGAAGAAUUUAAAAGCCGAUCAAUGGCGUUUUAGUUUACCAUCACAUCUAAAAAGUUUAAAUAUUAAACGUCCUAACCUAUAUAAUACGUUAAAUUCAUCUAAGAACGUAACCGUAAAAUGACUUAAUAAUAAAUAAUAGCAUAGAUGAUAAUAUGGCGUGCCUAAAGUUAGGUAAAAUAUUUUCUCAAACCGCAGUUGAAAGUUUAAAAUGCCAUUAAUUAGUUAUUAGCUCUUGCCGGUUGAUUGUCAACUGAUAGUGAUAACAGAGUUCAUUAUUAUGAAACUUCAAAAAAAAACGAUGUUUCUAUAAAAAGGAGCUCUGAAUAGCACUAUGCAUUGUAAAUAGAAUAAAUUAUAUCUAAUCUUUAUUAAAGUCUCAACUAUUAUAUUAAUAAUUAUUAUUUUCACUUUUUAGUAAAUCGUUGCUUAAUUAUUUCAUUUCAAUUGUGCAAUAUCAGUUCGGUUCUGUCACUUUUGUACUUAUUUUUAUUUAACUGUUUGAAUGUCGAUGAACAAAGAAUAUUCUGCCUCUUUGGUUAGAUAUACAAACUUAUUUCUGCCCUCGAGUGUACGUACGUGAAAGGGAAGAGAAUUAAAAGAAAAGAAUUAAUAAAUAUUUAAUUACCUAUUUUUAAUUCUAAUUCAUAUUGUAGCCCAUUGUCAAUUAUGAAUCAAUUUAUUGUUGACUAAGUACGUAGUGCCAAUCUAUCAUGUAUUUGUAUUUAUGUAUUUCUAAUAGUUCGCCAAAAUAUAUCUAGAUUUCGUAAAGGUGACUGCAAUGCCAAAAUAUUGUGUUACCAGAAUUACUCGUAAUAUCAACGAUAAUUUGCUAUCUCUUGAUCAUUUAUAAAAUAUAUUUUUCUUAUAAAAACGAUAGCAUAGAUAUUCUAAAUUCUUCCCUAUUCGUGAUAUUUCUCAUAUAAAUUUUGUUAAUGGGUUAACUUGCGUAUGCAAUUAUAUUUGUCUUAUAAAAUACUUCAUACGUCAAAUAUUUCUUCAAACGUUGUGAUGUUCUGGAUAAUAUCAAUAAUUAUUAUAUCAACAUCUUAAGAAUGCUUUUAUGGGUUUCAGUAUUUUGGUAUUGUAUUUGAGAAUGGAAUGUAUCGUUAGCAAUGUAAUUGUAUGUGAAUUUUAUCAAAAUGUGUAGAACAUUUGAACAAUUGAAAACUUACCUAUACCUACAUAAUUUUUUGGUUCUCUGAAUAGUUACCUAAUUAAGUGACAUUUAUAUGUAAACCGAAAUAUAUUAUUAUGUAAAUGUUAAUUAUGAAUUGUAUUUAUUAAGUGUAAUUGUAAAAAUAAAUGUAUUCAACAGUCCACUAAUAGUUACUUUACUGUUUAGUUUGUCAUGUACUAAACCACGGCUUGUUUGGUA
This is a messenger RNA of Helicoverpa armigera (cotton bollworm), 4181 nucleotides long. RefSeq names its product cGMP-dependent protein kinase, isozyme 2 forms cD4/T1/T3A/T3B (gene for). Gene Ontology annotation, biological process: protein phosphorylation. Lineage: Eukaryota; Metazoa; Arthropoda; Insecta; Lepidoptera; Noctuidae. The record is from RefSeq and is a predicted model, not a curated record. Gene Ontology annotation, molecular function: ATP binding; cGMP-dependent protein kinase activity.